Molecule: messenger RNA, 2060 nt
Organism: Chelonus insularis
Lineage: Eukaryota; Metazoa; Arthropoda; Insecta; Hymenoptera; Braconidae
Gene: klu
Product: klumpfuss
Exons: 2
Coding region: 1-1521 (506 amino acids)
Biological process (GO): regulation of transcription by RNA polymerase II
Cellular component (GO): nucleoplasm
Molecular function (GO): DNA-binding transcription repressor activity, RNA polymerase II-specific; RNA polymerase II cis-regulatory region sequence-specific DNA binding
Source: RefSeq, a predicted model, not a curated record
AUGGGAAUGAAAUUUAAAUACAGCAACGACGUAGGAGACAGAACGGUGGUAGCCGAGGGUGUAAUCGGCGGUAUAGGGGGCCCAGGCGGCGGGUGCCGCGUUUCAUCGAUGACGAUGGCUGAGAGCGUCGUGGAGGACUCCGCGGCGGCGCCCCCGGGUCCAGCAAAACCACCUCCGCCUUCUUGUACGAACAAUAAUACAUUAGCAGCUACAGCAAAUCGCAACCAUCGAGUGCCCCGUAAGCGAAGGCGUUUAAAUCAAGUUCUGGAUGAUUUGCAAGCACACAAAGGUGUUUCAGCUGAAGAAGUAGGAAAUAGAUUGGAAUCAACAACAUUAGAAGAAGAUGAAGAUGUAUUUGGAUCUUCAAGGCCAUCAUCAAGAUCCGCAUCUACAGAAAAUCCUUAUUCCCUUGCAAAAAGACUCAAGGAUGAAACUCUAGAGUCACAGACAGACGAAGAUACACCUGGAGCCAGUCAACAUUAUCAUCACAAUCAUCACCUGCCUAUUAGUCUUCAACAUCACAAACAAUACUAUAGAACUUCAUUAAAGUUCCCUGGAUGUGGUUGCAUAAAUUGUGCUACGCCAAACAUAAUUCUACCAUCUUCUACAUCACCCCCAGCUCCGUUAACACCAUUAACACCAGUCUCGAACAUGAGUCUUACACCGUUAACUCCAGUCUCACCAUCAUCAUACACCUUCGAACAUUAUCUUCAUACCAAGUACCUGCCUGACGAAGAUCGGAGAAGAAGCCAUUCAGACUCGGAUAUGUCUGGAUGGGAACAGAAACCUUCAUUACUAGUUUGGCCAUCUUCUUGUACACCACGAAGUGGAUCUUCAGAAAGUGAUACAACGAGUCCUCAAGAGUUUCCUCUAGAUUUAUCAAUGAAAAAUGUAUCAUUAGAUAGGCCCGGAGCACUUCAACUUCUUCCAACUGGUCUCGUAACCAGGGGGUCUCUCAAUGUUCCAGUUGUUCGUGGUGAUGUAGCUUCACCUACCACAAAAGAAAGUGUUGCUUUCAGGUACAAUCUGGAAGUAUCUCCAGUUGUUGAAGAAAUGCCGCCCGGAACAGAUUUAGCAUACGUGUGUCCAGCAUGUGGACAGAUGUUUAGUCUUCAUGAUAGACUAGCAAAGCACAUGGCUUCUAGACAUAAAAGACAGAGUGCUAAGGAUGCCACUGCUAAGGCUUAUUCUUGUGACGUUUGCCAUCGUAGUUUUGCAAGGUCUGACAUGCUUACUAGGCACAUGAGAUUACAUACGGGUGUGAAGCCAUACACCUGCAGGGUAUGUGGCCAGGUGUUUAGUAGAUCUGACCAUCUCAGUACACACCAGAGAACUCAUACUGGUGAAAAACCAUACAAAUGUCCUCAGUGUGUUUACGCAGCAUGUAGAAGAGACAUGAUCACCAGGCAUUUAAGGACACACGCAAGGUACGUUGAUGGUCAGACCAAAUGUGAAAAUUCAACUGAUCCUGAGAGUCCAACUUUCGGACUGACUUCUUUACCAGCCGUUAAAACAGAAUGACCGAGGAUUAGAGUGAAGAGGAUUAGGAAUGUUUUGAACCAAGCUUAAGGAUAUUCUGAUGUAUCAAAACUCCUCUGAAGACUGCCUUUCCUGUGUUCGUCCUCGGCAGACAAGCGGCUGAACAGUAUUAUCCAUACAAUAUCUUUGAUUUGAUAAUCCAUGUCUCUUACUUGUUUUUAUUCUUCUUUCCAAUCAUUGCCUUCAUUGUUGCCAAUACAGUAGGACAUCAACGUUUAUUUCAUCACUAAAAAACUCCCUGCAUUAAUGUGUUCUCUCAGCUAUCUUUUGAUUUAUCUUUAAGAAAAAAUAAGUUUAUAUAUAUAUAUAUAUAUAUUUUGAUAUUUAAAAAUAGUUAUAAAACUAAAUUAACGUACUUGAGUUGGAAGUCACAUGAAAAAGGUGUGCCAAAUUCUUUUAAGGUCAGUUUUUCAAUUUAUUAGCUAUUUCAUCUAUUUUAUGUUGGAAUUUUUCGUCAUUAUUUCGUAUGACUUGAGAGAUUGUCAUAAAAAAUGUUAAACGUUUAAAUAUUUGUGAUGAAA